Molecule: messenger RNA, 780 nt
Organism: Exophiala spinifera
Lineage: Eukaryota; Fungi; Ascomycota; Eurotiomycetes; Chaetothyriales; Herpotrichiellaceae
Exons: 1
Coding region: 1-780 (259 amino acids)
Source: RefSeq, a predicted model, not a curated record
AUGCGAACCAGCUUGACGAGAUCUCGCUCCGACGGGCUUAACGAGCUCGCUGCUGCCCUCCGUGAAUCCAUCGAAAGCUUCAUGGCGUCGACAGACCUUUAUGAUGCCACAACUCCCCUCCUGUUUGAAGAUCGAGCCCGUCAAACGAGCGAUCCGUCCGAUAUUGACAUUCCUUAUCGACGAAUUGACGAACAAGGCCAUGAAGAGUCGAGCAACCAUGAGUCUGAAGUUGUACGGCUGUUGACAGAUAUGAAAACAGACUCUGAGGCAGUGCGACUGUUGACAGACAUGAGAACGGACGCUGAAGCUGUGCGAUUGUUGACAGAUAUGAGAGAGCAGUCCAGGCCUGUAUGGCCGACGACAACCAUAACUCCAUCAAUUCAAACAUCAUCCCAAGCCCAAGGACUGGAAGCUGAUCACGAUUCACGGCCAAGAGAAGUGUCAGAGGAAGACUUUGCCGGGGAGUGGUGGGAUUUAUGUUCGGAGUCGUCCUCUGAUACGGACUCAGACACAGAUACAGACAAGGAGCAUGGAGCUCAACCAGACUUGGAUGAACGUCCUGAAAGGGAGCCUGAACCCGGUGUGGCGGAUACUCGACCAGAACCUGAGAGGAGCAUUGAUCAUUGGACCAUCGUCGCGAGACUAGGCAUAAUUCCAGAGGACUUCCAAUUGGAUAGGCCACAACAGCGUCUGCUGAAAAAAGGACAACUGCUGAAAUAUGCCAUGAUCAACUGGCAGAUGGUAUGCUUGAGGAGAUGGAGCCUGGAGAGGGAAAACUGA